This is a messenger RNA of Notothenia coriiceps (black rockcod), 884 nucleotides long. RefSeq names its product elastase-1-like. Gene Ontology annotation, biological process: proteolysis. Lineage: Eukaryota; Metazoa; Chordata; Actinopteri; Perciformes; Nototheniidae. The record is from RefSeq and is a predicted model, not a curated record. The transcript is spliced from 8 exons. Bases 3 to 815 code for a protein of 270 amino acids. Gene Ontology annotation, molecular function: serine-type endopeptidase activity.
ACAUGCUUAAGUUCCUUUUGUUUACCUCCCUCGCUGCCUUGGUGCUGGCUGAGCGUAGACCAGAGCCCAGGUAUCUGGAGGAUGACAGCGUCAAUGAGAGAGUUGUGGGAGGCGAGGUGGCCAGACCCAACUCCUGGCCCUGGCAGAUCUCUCUUCAGUUCAAAUCUGGUAGCAGCUACCGCCACACCUGUGGAGGAACCCUGAUCAAGAGAGGAUGGGUGAUGACCGCUGCUCACUGUGUGGACAGUUCCAGGAAUUGGCGUGUUGUUCUUGGAGAUCACAACAUCAACUCCCAUGAGGGCUCUGAGCAGUACAUGAGCGUGAGCCGUGUCCACAUCCACCCUAACUGGAACUCCAACAACGUUGCUGGAGGGUGGGACAUCGCUCUCCUGCGUCUGUCCACCGAAGCUUCUCUCAACAACAAGGUCCAGCUCGGCGCCCUGCCUCCCUCCGGUCAGGUCCUACCCAACAACAACCGUUGCUACAUCUCUGGAUGGGGUCGCACCGCGACUGGAGGUCAGCUGUCUGCCCAGUUGAAGCAGGCCUACAUGCCCAUUGUUGACCACAGGACCUGCUCCGGCUACGGGUGGUGGGGCAGCACCGUGAAGGACUCCAUGGUCUGUGCCGGUGGUGGAAGGGAAUCUGGUUGCCAGGGUGACUCCGGCGGCCCCCUGAACUGCAGCAUCAACGGAAACUGGGUUGUCCACGGUGUGACCAGCUUUGUGUCUUCCUCUGGCUGCAACGCCACCAAGAAGCCCACAGUCUUCACCCGUGUCUCUGCCUACAUCGGCUGGAUGAACGGGAUCAUGGGUUGAGAUGGAAAACGAUCUCCAUGGAGACGAGAGCUCACUCCGGAUUCAUCUCAUUGUCAGCACGACUCCAUC